This is a messenger RNA of Dictyostelium discoideum AX4, 696 nucleotides long. RefSeq lists its product as hypothetical. The record is from RefSeq and is a predicted model, not a curated record. NCBI's taxonomy places the organism in Eukaryota, Evosea, Eumycetozoa, Dictyosteliales, Dictyosteliaceae. The transcript has a single exon. The coding region runs from base 1 to 696 and encodes 231 amino acids. Gene Ontology annotation, cellular component: membrane.
AUGGAUAAUAAUAAAAAAAUUAGAGCAAUUAUUACUGGUGCAAGUGGAAUGAUUGGUGAAGGUGUUGUACAAAAUGCAAUUGAAAGUGAUGAAGUUGAAAAGAUAUUAAUUGUUGGUAGAAGAGAAUCUGGAUUUAAGAAUGAAAAAGUUAAAGAAAUUUUACAUAAUGAUUUUUUAGAUUUAACAAAUAUUCAAAAUGAAUUCAUUGGAUAUAAUUCAGUAUACUUUUGUGCUGGUGUUUCAUCAGUUGGAUUGAAUAGAGAAACUUAUGAAAAAUUAACAGUUGAUAUGCCAAUGGAAAUGUUAAAAAAAUUUGAAAUUGUAAAUAAUAUGAAAUCAAAGGAUGAUAAUGAUUGUACAUUCAUUUAUAUAACAUCGGCAUUAACAAAUUCCGAUUCUUGGUUAAUGUGGUCACAAGUUAAAGCAAAAGCAGAGAAUCAAAUUAUAUCUUCAAAUUUCAAUAAAACAUUUGCAUUCCGCCCAGCAUGGAUACAACCAAAUAUACCAGGUUUAAAAAAUGCAUAUAAAACCUAUAAAUACAUAAGUUGGAUGUAUCCAAUUGGCCGAUCAAUCACUCAAAAUGGAUUUGUUACUUUAAGAGAGUUAAGCAGAGCAAUGAUACAUGCUUCAAUAAAUGGUUAUAAUUCAAAUAUAAUUCAUGGUAGUGAUAUGGUUAAAUUAUCUCUAAUUAAAUAA